GUGACGCAAAGGCGAGCAGACCUCAUGUUUGGCGUUUUAGUCCACUUUUGAAAGAAAACAAAUUUCUUCAAAAGUGUGGGGUCUCCUCACUGAUUCUCGUCGACUCCAUAAUUUCUCCGUUUUUAUUUCCCUUCUUCCGUUAUUACCGCCAAUUUCCUCGAGGAAGUUAGCGGUAAUUUCGAUCAACGUAUCUUAUCUUCUAACCGUGGACGUCGCCGGCCAUAUUUUGAACUUAUUUAUUAUUCGAUCGACAACUCUCCACGCAAAAACGCUCUUUUAUCUUCGUCUUUUUAAAUCAUUCCUGAAGUAAUUUACCUUCACAAGUCCAGCGAUUGUACCGAUGGCUCAGAAAACGCCCGUCAGCUUGAUGAACGAACUAGCCAAAGCCAACAAACUCAACCCCGAAUACAAAGUCAUUGAGGAAACCGGACCAGCUCACCAGCGAACGUUUACUGUACAACUAACCCUGGGAGACGUGGGGACGUGGGAAGGUAAAGCGACAAGCAUCCGAAGCGCCAGACAUGCGGCAGCUACUGUGGGUUUGGAGAAUUGUGGGUUAACAAAGCCUGAGAUUGAGAAACCUCAAAUCAACCAGUUCAACAUAACUCCUACGGUGGAACUGAACGUGAUGGCAAUGAAGCUUGGCAAGCUGACGCAGUACCAUGAUCUGCAGCCUAAGAUACCGUCACAAUACCAACCAAUCAGCAUGGGUUAUCAUAGCCUCCAGAUGCAACAUCAUCACACUGGCUUGCAUCACUUGAUGCAACCACCCCGUUCCCCCUUUAGCAUUGCACACCCAGGUCAAGAAAAUCAUUAUCGUCCACACUUCCAAAAUGGAUUUCAUUACCGUUCUCCACCUCCCCGUGUACCCAGAAUCUUUUGUGUCAAGCUGAUCGUGGGAGACCAGGAAUUCCAUGGCGAAGGACGUGACAAGCAGAAAGCUCGUCAAAAUGCGGCAUCCAAAGCAAUCAAGAUGCUGCGAGGUGAGAUGGCUACUAUUUGGGAAAAGGUGACGACAUCCUCAACACCUGAAGAAUCAAAGACAGCUAACCAAAAUGGUGAAAACAAUGUUAAUCAAUCAGAGAGUUCUCCUAAGGAGGGUCUCACUGAAGUGAAAUCUGAGAUCAGUCAGGUGUACGAGAUAGCUUCUAAACGGAAACUGCAAGUAGGAUUUGAAGAUGUGAAGAGCAGUGGCCCUCCCCACAUGAAGCUUUUUGUGGUGAGUGCCACUGUGGGUGAAUUCAAAACAUUAGGGGAGGGCUGUAAGAAAAAGGAUGCAAAACAAGAGGCUGCCAGAAAAAUGCUGGAAGAGUUACAAAAGCUACCUGAGCUACCCAAAGAUGAAACUAGCUACAAGAAAACUGGUCGGUUUGCUCCCCGUGGGCCUCGGAUAUCCCAUCACGAAAAGCCAAAGGGAGAGAUAGAUCCCUCCAUGAACCCAGUCAGCAUUCUGGGGCAGAUUCUUCAGCGAAGACAUGAUCAGCCACCAGACUAUGAACUUCUUUAUGAGAGGGCAAAGGGAAAUGAGAGGGAGUUCAAAAUGCGAGUGACUGUAGGUCAACACCAGGCUGCUGGAUGUGGUUCAAACAAGAAGGAAGCCAAGAAAAAAGCGGCAGAAGCCAUGUUACAACUGAUUGGAUUUCGCUCUCCUGAAGGACAAUCAAUACCUGUUAGUACUCAUGGAGACAAGGCUGUGAAAACAGAAAAGAAUGAUGCAGAGCAAAAGGCUUCUUUAAAUGCUAAUGGAACAAACAGUGAACCACCCACCAUACUUGGCCGACAGCUGAAGCCUGGACUGCUCCCGAUGGUUCCGGAGCUGGUUAAACAAACUAGAUCAGAUCUGAUGAACUCUGUGGUUGCACCUAUAGCACAAGUCAAGCAGGAACCACAGGAGCCUACCGUCCAGGGUGGACUUAACCGCGCCCCUGGGGCUCCUGUGGUGAAGUCAACAGCUGGAAAACCUCUUACGUCUAUUCAGAAGCUAAUACAUGUGGCUGAUGUUGAAGGACUCAGAGUACAAUUUACUGAUUACUCCAAGGAGAGAGAAUUUCUGACUGUUGUCACGGUGUCAUCCAUUCCUCCCCUCACUUGCCAUGGAUCAGGAAAAACUGUAGAGGUCUCACGAGAAGCUGCUGCAAAUAAUGCUUUAAAACCACUACUUCAGUUACAAGGAAGUAUCAAAACCCAACCACCGGCCACUAAGGACAUCAACACAAGUGAUGAAGCCAGAGAACACCAAGCAAAGAAAGAUUAACAAUUUUGAUGAAGUUUGGAGAAAGCCAAUGAAUGGAUCGUACAAAUGACCUGCUUUAAAGGCUGCUUUGAUCUUAGUAAAUUAUCAAGUAGAUUUAAGUGUGAUUACAAGAGAUAAAGAAUUAGUAAAAUAGUUUUUUUUAUGUACAUGGAGUCUCCAAAUCUGUGCACAAAAUGAGAGAACUGGUCACCUGUUGAGGGUCCUACCUAUUAAGUUGGUUAUGUUGUUUUAUUUUUUAAAUAAUUAAUGUUUUCCUUGAUAAAGAGGGUUGAUAAAGGCUCUUUAAGAUCUUUAUUGACCCUGCUUUGCCUUUACAUAAGACAUGCAGUGCUCUGACAUUAGGUGUGGACCAAUAAAUUUUGCCAGUUAGUUUGAAAAACUAACUUUUGUUAUUUUUUAAAACAAUCACUCUUGGGUAAGCCAUUGCAAGCUUGCUGAAUGCAUGGACAAAGACAUGAUUCGUAUGAUGCAUGAUCCUCGCAGUAGAGAGCGCUAUGUAGGUUAUGGCGUGCAUCAUAUGUAUCUAUAACCGCAGUUCAAAAUAUAUGAACUUCAUAUAUUCAUUGUAACCAAAGACAUGAUUGUAACAAGUUACCGUAUUUUGUGAGCAGCUUUUGUAUUUGGCCCCAGAUAGAUGAUGGUGACAACUUUAUCACAAAAACACAUUUUUGGUGACCAGUUAAUUUAUUCUGAGAGUAUGUGUGUUUGGUGUUUUACUGUAUUUUGUGGAGAUGAUAUAAGUUUGAAAUGAAUAGGAAUUGGUGCUUAAGAGAUUGAGCUCUAUUAACUCUUUAACUCCCACGAUCUGAUUGUUAAUUCUCCACUCUAACCACUACACAUUUCAGUGUAAAUUAUUUAAAAGAAUUUGGUGUUAGAUCAAGAUAACAACUUGGACUUCAUAAGUUUAAGGAUUCUCAUUACCUGUUUGCUGAAUAAUGUAUAAAAAAAAUUAUGGGGAGAAGUUACAUGUUCAACAGUUGGAGGAGUUAAGGAUUCACCCAGUGGUAAGCAAUUUAUUGUUCUAGGGAGGGGAGGGUUUUUAUCAGGUAGUAUACCUACAGGAGAACAAUGUUAAAGAGUUAGAGGAUUGCCAUCAUAUGACCUGUUCAGCCCUGCUCAUGCAAUACCAUAGAACACCAUAGUAAAAGCCAACGUGAACAGAGCCAGACAGGUUGAUGUGAGCCAAUCCAGAAAAAGCCAUUUGGCCCUGCUUCCCUUUUGUCGCUUUUUUGCAAAUCUUAAAGGAAAACAGAAACCAGGAAAAAAGUAACAUUUUUCAAGGUAUUGGAAGUUUCUUGUUCUGAUGUGGAAAAAAUAAAGAAAAGUUAUAAUUCCAGAAUUUAUUGUGCUUGUGUGGCUGUGUGUGCCCUUGUAUCAUGUUCUAUUUAGGUAAGAGUUUUAAAUGAUUUACACUCUGCGUGAGUAUGUGAACAGUCUUAGAAAAGAGAUGCUUGUUAUGCUCCUCUGUGUUUGGUCUAUUUGUUGAAUGCCUAGACUGCAGUGAUCUUACUAGAACUCCAUUAUAAAAAUCCUAUUAUAAUGAUCACAGGCUCCAGGAAUGAAUGUUAUUUAAUGGAAUAUUGUUUAAAAGGGAGAUGUCAAAGUUUAUUUUUUAUUGGAGACAAGGACGUUGAGAAAUAUUUGUGUACCAGUACCAUAAAUAUUACAUACAUCCUUGUUUUUGCUUCUUUACUGAAGUAGAGUCAAACUGGCUUUGGAUUAUUUUAAUAUGUAGGUCCAAAAAGAUAUAUUUUAUUUAAUUAAUAUGAGUGCAGCCAUUUUUGUCAUUCAUUGUUUUAUAAUUGAUGAACAAUUCUUUCAUAACUGGAGCUAUGGUCACCUUGAAUGUUCACUCCUGCCAGGCAUUUGCCACUUGAAGUAAAACCCAAAUUUCAGUAUGCAACCUUUUCACUUUCAGAAGUAGUUAAAUAGCAUUCCUUCCAACAACUUUAACUUUAACUUUCAUGUUAAACAGUCAGGUAAUCAGAAAACAAUUAUUGACAAGGGAGAAACAAGUAUUGUUUCUCUAGCUAACAAAGAGCUAUAUUGUCAUUCUGUGGAAGAAAUUGUUUUCUCAUCCUGGGAAUUUUAGGGCGAAAAUUAAUCUAGUAUUAUUAGUUGUAUUAUUUAGUUGUGAAGUAUCAAUUAACAAUCAGUAAACAGAGGCUUCCUUCUGCAGUCUA
Stylophora pistillata is the source of this 4437-nucleotide messenger RNA. Its product is annotated as double-stranded RNA-binding protein Staufen homolog 2. The record is from RefSeq and is a predicted model, not a curated record. Gene Ontology annotation, biological process: germ cell development; anterograde dendritic transport of messenger ribonucleoprotein complex; intracellular mRNA localization. Lineage: Eukaryota; Metazoa; Cnidaria; Anthozoa; Scleractinia; Pocilloporidae. Gene Ontology annotation, cellular component: neuron projection; cytoplasmic stress granule; plasma membrane. Gene Ontology annotation, molecular function: mRNA binding; double-stranded RNA binding.